AUGUCUCCAGCAGCAGGCAAAAACUCAGUCGCCACAACUCCUGUUUCACCGUCGUCCAACCACCAUGUCGGAAAGCCCUCGCCAGCAACCAAAGCAAAUGGAAAGGCGCAUCUCACUUCUGCGGACGUUAUCAGACUAGAGCAUGAGUUUGGGGCACACAAUUAUCAUCCUCUGCCAGUUGUUUUCGAGUCGGCGAAAGGAGCCAAAGUCUGGGACCCGGAAGGCAGAGAAUACAUCGACAUGCUAUCUGCGUAUUCUGCUGUCAAUCAAGGACAUUGUCACCCCCGUAUUGUAGCCACAUUGGUGUCUCAAGCCCAGAAAUUAACACUUUCGUCACGAGCAUUUUACAACUCGGUGUUUGGAAGAUUUGCUCAACAAGUGACGCAACUCUUCGGGUAUGACAUGGUACUUCCCAUGAACACAGGUGCAGAAGCUGUGGAAACAGCAGUGAAACUAUCGAGGAAAUGGGCAUACAAGUGCAAAGGUGUUGAGGAGGGGAAGGCCAUAGUGCUAAGUGUUGAGGGAAACUUCCAUGGUAGAACUUUAGGCAUCAUCAGUAUGAGUACAGAUCCGGAGAGUAGGACUGGAUUUGGCCCAUACCUUGAAGGGGUCGGACCGGUAUUUGUUGAUGAAGAAGGCGAUGCUCAAACGAUUAGAUACGGUGUGCUUGAGGACCUUGAGAGAGCCUUAGCAGUUCAUGGAGAGAACAUCGCUGCAUUCUUAGUAGAGCCUAUCCAAGGCGAAGCCGGAAUUGUUGUUCCACCUGAGGGAUAUCUGAAGGGUGUAGCGGAACUCUGUAAGCGACACAAUGUCCUGUUAAUCUGCGAUGAGAUCCAAACGGGUCUAUGCAGAACAGGAAAGAUGCUUGCAUCUGAGUACGAAGGUAUUAGACCGGAUGUUGUAUUACUUGGAAAAGCACUUUCUGGAGGAGUGUAUCCCGUGUCGGCGGUCCUUGCAGACAAGGAAAUUAUGUUAUGCAUUCAACCAGGCGAGCAUGGAAGCACUUACGGAGGAAACCCAUUGGGCUGUGCUGUAGCAAUGACGGCGCUGGACGUCCUUGUCGAGGAGGGCCUCGCCGCUCGCGCAUUCACACUGGGCGAGUAUUUCCGCAAAGCAGUCCGCGAUUUGAAAUCUCCUUUGGUCAAGGAAGUCAGAGGUAGAGGUCUCCUUAAUGCCGUCGUUAUUGACGAAGCGAAGAGCACCAGGGGCCGAACUGCGUGGCAAUUCUGCUUGCUGUUGAAGAGCCGUGGCGUGCUGGCGAAACCCACUCACGUCAAUAUUAUUCGCUUUGCUCCACCCCUGGUAAUCGAGGAGGAGACUUUGAAGGAGGCUGUAAAGAUCAUCGGGGAGUGUCUGAUAGAUCUCGACCUGAUUGACGAGAUUCCUGGUGAUGAUGCCAGCGAGAAGGGACACAAAGACGGACUCACUCUCUGA
Molecule: messenger RNA, 1434 nt
Organism: Psilocybe cubensis
Lineage: Eukaryota; Fungi; Basidiomycota; Agaricomycetes; Agaricales; Agrocybaceae
Exons: 11
Coding region: 1-1434 (477 amino acids)
Cellular component (GO): cytoplasm
Molecular function (GO): identical protein binding; L-ornithine transaminase activity; pyridoxal phosphate binding
Source: RefSeq, a predicted model, not a curated record